AUGACCUCGGCACCAGCCAUCUAUCCCAGUCUAGCAGGCAAGACCGUGCUCAUCACAGGCGGAGCCGAAGGUAUUGGCGCUGCAGCAGUUGAGCGCUUCACUUAUCAGGGUAGCCAGGUACUUUUCCUGGAUAUAAACAAAGAUGCAGCGCAAAGCACCAUAGACAAUGUCUACUCUAUAUGCAGCGAAUUCGGAGCACGAAGCAACGCUCAAGUGAAAAAGCCAAUAUUCUACUAUUGUGACCUCUCAGACCUAGAUGAAGUCAAAGCUACCAUCGCAAAUAUACUAGCAGAGUGGGAGAAAGUCGAUGUCCUCGUCAACAACGCCGCAGCAACAGGAAAAGGUGCAAGACUAAAAACGGACGACGUCACUUCUGAAUCCUGGGAUUUCCUUGUCAAUACCAACCUAAGACAUGUGUUCUUUCUCACUCAGGCUGUUUUACCGGCAAUGAAGGCUGCUGAAAAUGGAAGUAUUGUUAAUCUGGGCUCGAUUACUUGGCGCAUUCCUGCUCCUGAUAGCCCUGUUUAUGCUGCUUGUAAAGCUGCUAUUAUGGGUCUUACGCGGGUACAAAGCAAGGAGGUUGGAGCAGCCGAUAUCCGCAUUAAUAGUGUGAUGCCUGGUGCGAUUGCUACUCAGAGACAGCGUGAUACUGUUUUGAGUCCUGAAUAUCGAGCGGAGGUUAUGCGUGGACAAAGCUUGCAGCGUGACUUGUUGCCGGAGGAAGUGGCUAAGGUUAUCGUUUUUCUGGCAAGUGAUGAAGCGAGUGGAGUCACGGGGAGUACGUAUACUGUUGAUGGUGGAUGGUGCAGUGAUCCUUGA
Molecule: messenger RNA, 819 nt
Organism: Penicillium angulare
Lineage: Eukaryota; Fungi; Ascomycota; Eurotiomycetes; Eurotiales; Aspergillaceae
Product: SDR family NAD(P)-dependent oxidoreductase
Exons: 1
Coding region: 1-819 (272 amino acids)
Molecular function (GO): oxidoreductase activity
Source: RefSeq, a predicted model, not a curated record